Daucus carota subsp. sativus is the source of this 1741-nucleotide messenger RNA. RefSeq names its product WD-40 repeat-containing protein MSI4. Gene Ontology annotation, molecular function: nucleosome binding; histone binding. The coding region runs from base 175 to 1536 and encodes 453 amino acids. The transcript has 15 exons. Gene Ontology annotation, biological process: regulation of DNA-templated transcription; chromatin remodeling. Gene Ontology annotation, cellular component: nucleus. The record is from RefSeq and is a predicted model, not a curated record. NCBI's taxonomy places the organism in Eukaryota, Viridiplantae, Streptophyta, Magnoliopsida, Apiales, Apiaceae.
AUAUUAAAAUUUCAUAAAACCGGGGAAUCCUGGAUAUGCAAGAAGCAGCCCAAAUUUGAAUUAGAGAUACCUUUGUAGUAUAAUUUCGUGCUUUGUGAAUUGCUUUAAAAACCCAGCCUAGAAACCCCAGAGGCCUCACUGCACCACUCUGAAGCUACUGAAGAAAGCAAAGAGAUGAAGAUGGACGUUGAUAACAAAAAGGAGGAGGGAACAGUGGAGGAGCGCUACACUCAGUGGAAAUCACUCAUUCCCGUUCUUUACGACUGGCUCGCUAAUCACAAUCUCGUUUGGCCCUCUCUUUCUUGCCGGUGGGGUCCGGUGACUGAGCAGGCUACUUACAAGAACCGUCAGCGACUUUACCUGUCAGAACAGACCGACGGUACUGUCCCUAAUACACUUGUUAUUGCAAACUGUGAAAUUGUAAAACCCAGGGUUGCUGCCGCAGAACACAUAUCACUGUUCAAUGAAGAGUCGCGUUCCCCAUUUAUAAAAAAGUUUAAGACCAUUUUACAUCCUGGCGAGGUGAAUCGGAUUAGAGAACUUCCUCAGAACAGCAACAUAGUGGCUACACACACUGACAGUCCUGAUGUCCUUAUUUGGGAUAUUGAAAGUCAACCUAGUCGUCAAGCUACCCUGGGGCACCCUGUGUCUAGACCAGAUUUGAUACUGACCGGACAUAAAGAUAAUGCAGAAUUUGCACUUGCUAUGUCUCCGACAGAACCCUUCGUGCUUUCUGGAGGAAAGGACAGGUCGGUCAUACUCUGGAGUAUACAUGAUCACAUCUCUACUUUGGCUACAGACUCAGGAUCUACAAAAUCUGCUAAACCGGGGGGAAUCAAGAACUCCAAGGGUAAUGGAAGUGAUGACUCACCAUCAUCUAGCCCUUCCGUACAAGCUCGUGGGACUUUCCAAGGGCAUGAAAAUACUGUCGAAGAUGUGCAAUUCUGUCCCUCAAGUGCACAGGAGUUCUGCAGUGUAGGGGAUGAUUCCUGCCUUAUCUUGUGGGAUGCAAGAAGUGGUUUUUCUCCAGCUGUCAAGGUUGAAAAAGCUCACGAUGCUGAUCUGCACUGCGUGGAUUGGAACCCUUAUGACGUAAAUUUAAUACUGACUGGGUCUGCUGAUAAUUCUGUUCGCAUGUUUGAUCGUCGUAACCUCACUUCAGGGCCUAUACACAUAUUUGCGGCUCACAGUGAAGCUGUCCUUUGUGUUCAGUGGUCUCCAGAUAGUUCAUCUGUCUUCGGGAGUUCUGCAGAAGAUGGCAUUCUGAACAUUUGGGAUCAUAAGCAGAUUGGCCAGAAAGAUAAUCCAAAUGGCCUAUUUUUCCGACAUGCUGGGCACAGAGACAAAGUUGUUGACUUUCACUUCAAUUCUUCUGAUCCUUGGACGAUUGUUAGUGUCUCUGAUGAUUGUGAAAGCACUAAUGGGGGUGGAACGCUGCAGAUAUGGAGGAUGCUUGAUCUAUUGUACAAAUCUGAAGAGGAGGCCCUUGCGGAGCUGGAGAAAUUCAAGGGCCAUUUGCUUUCGUGUCCAAUGUAAUAGUUUGUUAAAUAGUGAAUACAGGGUUUUGGAGACUACAAAGCUAAUGACCAUCAUUCCAUCUAUCUUUAAAAGUUAAAUUAAAAGUUUCAAGACAUUAACCUUACAUUCCAUCUAUUUUUUAAUAGUAUGGAAUGGGAAGAACCUCUCGGCCAAAACUCAAAAUGUCCUAGUCAAUCUGUCAUGUUUUUCCUAUUGGGUUGAA